Molecule: messenger RNA, 1226 nt
Organism: Nannospalax galili (Upper Galilee mountains blind mole rat)
Lineage: Eukaryota; Metazoa; Chordata; Mammalia; Rodentia; Spalacidae
Gene: Gsc
Product: goosecoid homeobox
Exons: 3
Coding region: 180-950 (256 amino acids)
Biological process (GO): regulation of transcription by RNA polymerase II
Cellular component (GO): nucleus
Molecular function (GO): RNA polymerase II cis-regulatory region sequence-specific DNA binding; DNA-binding transcription factor activity, RNA polymerase II-specific
Source: RefSeq, a predicted model, not a curated record
AGGAGAGGGCGGGAGGAGGGAGCGCGGACGCAGGGGGCGGGGAGGGGCUGCGCUCCGCCGCGCUCUCUUUCGGUUUGGUCGGCGGCCGGAGGAGAGCGUGGACACCCCCCAACACACACUUGGAGCUUUUUCCUCCUCGCGUCCCCGCCGCCCCCCGGUCCCAGGCGCGGGGCUCGGGGAUGCCCGCCAGCAUGUUCAGCAUCGACAACAUCCUGGCCGCCCGGCCGCGCUGCAAGGACUCGGUGCUGCCGGUGGCGCCCAGCGCCGCCGCUCCGGUCGUCUUCCCGGCUCUGCACGGGGACUCGCUUUAUGGCGCGGCCGGCGGCGCCUCCUCGGACUACGGCGCUUUCUACCCGCGCCCAGUGGCCCCCGGCGGCGCCGGCCUCUCUGCCGCGGUAGGUGGCUCCCGGCUCGGCUACAACAACUACUUCUACGGGCAGCUGCACGUGCAGGCGGCGCCCGUGGGCCCGGCCUGCUGCGGGGCAGUGCAGCCUCUGGGCGCGCAGCAGUGCUCCUGCGUCCCGACGCCCCCAGGCUACGAGGGCCCCGGCUCGGUGCUGGUGUCCCCGGUGCCGCACCAGAUGCUGCCCUACAUGAACGUGGGCACGCUGUCGCGCACCGAGCUGCAGCUCCUCAAUCAGCUGCACUGCCGGCGGAAGCGCCGGCACCGCACCAUCUUCACCGACGAACAGCUCGAAGCCCUGGAGAACCUCUUCCAGGAGACGAAGUACCCAGACGUGGGCACGAGGGAGCAGCUGGCCCGGAAGGUGCAUCUCCGCGAGGAGAAGGUGGAGGUCUGGUUUAAGAACCGGCGUGCCAAAUGGAGAAGGCAAAAGCGGUCCUCUUCCGAGGAGUCGGAAAAUGCGGAGAAGUGGAACAAGGCAUCUUCAAAAGCCUCGCCGGAGAAGAGGGAAGAGGAAGGUAAAAGCGAUUUGGACUCGGACAGCUGACGGCUGCGUGCCUGCCGGGGCGCUUGCCUGACUCAAGGACUUGCACAGACAGACGAUGCAACUUGCACACGCGCUGCCUUGCGGGAGGGGGAUCGAGAAAGCCAGGAGGAGCUAGUUGUAAAUAGUGUACAGGCCCGGGAUACGUAGGGGACAGGGGCGCGGGGACCUCAGCCCCGCGGUCCGAGGCUGCCUGCGUGUGCCUCGUUCCCCACCGUAGUAUUUAUAGUUAAGUUAACGGUGACAGUUCAAUAAAGUGAUGGCGAUGUAGCCGGGCCA